Messenger RNA from Alligator mississippiensis (American alligator), 5857 nucleotides. It is a transcript of the gene SMPDL3B, whose product is annotated as sphingomyelin phosphodiesterase acid like 3B. Gene Ontology annotation, biological process: sphingomyelin catabolic process. Lineage: Eukaryota; Metazoa; Chordata; Crocodylia; Alligatoridae. Gene Ontology annotation, molecular function: sphingomyelin phosphodiesterase activity. Bases 97 to 1479 code for a protein of 460 amino acids. The transcript is spliced from 8 exons. The record is from RefSeq and is a predicted model, not a curated record.
GCUGGGAUGAGAAGGCACAGGAACUGGUUUCCUGAAGCAGGUGAUACGGGAAGUAAUUAAUUGGCAAACAGUUGUUGCCAGCACUCUCUAUUCAAGAUGGAGCCUUUGAAAGUUUUGCUACUCCUGCUGCACUGCAAGUUCACUGUUGCCACCACAGGUCACUUUUGGCAUGUCACAGACCUCCACUGGGAUCCUGAGUACACCAUGACAACAGAUCCUCUCAAGGUGUGUCCAUCUGCUGGAUCCCAGCCAGUAUCCAGUGCUGGGAUGUGGGGAAAUUACCUGUGCGAUUCUCCUUGGAGUCUCAUAAACUCCUCCAUUUAUGCCAUGAAGAACAUUCUGCCUGCUCCAGAUUUCAUCCUUUGGACUGGUGAUGAUACGCCUCAUGUCCCCAAUGAGAGACUUGGAGAAGAAGUGGUGCUGGAAAUAAUUGGAAAUCUGACUGCUCUGAUAAAACGUGUAUUUCCAGACACUAAAGUCUAUUCUGCAAUGGGCAAUCAUGACUUCCACCCCAAGAACCAGUUUCCAGGGGAGAGGCACAGGAUCUACAACAAAACAGCUGAACUGUGGCACUCCUGGCUCAGCAGUGCUUCCCUUUCAACGUUCAUAGCAGGUGCUUUUUACAGUGAAAAGCUUGUAAACCCAAAUUCAUCAGGGCGAAUUAUUGUCCUCAACACUAAUCUGUACUACACCCAGAACAAUCGGACUGCUGGUAUGGAAGACCCGGGGGGACAGUUCCAAUGGCUGGAAGAUAUGCUGAAUAAUGCCUCAAAAGCAGGAGAAAUGGUCUAUAUUGUGGGGCAUGUUCCACCUGGCAUCUUUGAGAAGAAGCGAAGCAAGCCCUGGUUCCAAAAGCAGUUUAAUGAGCGCUAUGUGGAGAUUGUGCAGAAGCACCACAGUGUGAUAGCUGCCCAGUUCUUUGGACACCAUCACACUGACAGCUUUCGAAUGUUUUACAGCAAUACAGGUUCCCCAAUCAACAGCCUGUUUUUAGCCCCUGGAGUGACUCCCUGGAAAACAACGUUACCUGGUGUGCACAAUGGAGCCAACAACCCAGGGAUCCGGGUAUUUGACUAUGAGCGAGACACACUGCAAGUGAAGGAUAUGGUGACUUAUUAUUUAAACCUCACCCAUGCUAACGUGGUGGCCCCAAGAUGGGAGACAGAGUAUCGGCUGACGGAAGCCUUCCAGGUCCCUGAUGCCUCUGUACACUCCAUGAAUACAGUGUUGGAGAAGAUCUCUAAGGACAAACACUUCCUCCAACAAUACUAUCAAUUUAACUCUGUCAAGUAUGACCUCACGGAAUGUGAUGAGACCUGCCAGACUGACCAUGUAUGUGCAAUUCAGGAGGUUGAUUUUAUGAAAUAUGAUGAAUGCAUUAAAGUUAGGAGCUUUGGUUCUGCAUCUGCUAUCCCAGCCAAAGCUCUUGCAUUCCUCUGCUUACUCUUGGGACUCCUCAGUUUCUACAGGAGCUCUUGAUGACCCUGACUAGUCUCCAGCUAGUAAGGAAUGGUAUCCUGUCUGAUGUCGGCCUAUCCAGUUCCUAGCUAAAAACCCAGGUAAAGGCAUUCAUGUCCCCACUGUAGUGGUUGCAGAGGUCACUUCAUGAGGUAGCAGGUCAAGUUAAAGGUGAGGCUUAACUUGACCUGCUGACAUAUUCAAACCCCAGACUGUCUUUUCUUCUCUAGGAUUUCACCUCCAGAUAGACAACCCAAGAUCAGGGUGUACUUCCUAACGAGGACACAGCUAAAGUGAGUGGUACGAGGUAGUAGCAAGUUAAGCAUGGUUUAUCAAGCAAGCAAGUCGUAUUCAGUUCUUUACUGUGUGAACUUGGAUAAGUCUCUUGGGCUAAGAUUUUCCAAUAUCAGUGCCAAAACUUAGGCUAUAUUAGAAGCAGUCUAUUUCCAAAUGCUGGGAACCCAGCAAUUCUUACCUAGGUCAGUGCAUGGCUAGCGCUCCUGAAAGCACAUCAUUUGUUUAAAUUCCUUAGUGUGGAUGGCAGAGCAUGACAUAAGGCACUCAUUUUAAAUUUUUGAUUCUUAGUGACUUGGGUAUUUUUAAGGAAACCUGGGGCACUGCUUCCCCCUCACCCCACACUGAUUCCUACGUCAGGCAGGAGGGGUGGUACUCAGACCAGUCCAGCCCACCCUAUCUCCUGCCAUAGCUCAGAAGGGCACCAAAGAGCGCCAAAACUCAAAUUUGCCCAGGGCGCCGUACACAUGCACAUGAGCAGCCCAUGUCCACAGCACGACUCUCCCCCUGCCCCACCCUGCCUUAGCCUGGCCACUCCCUGCCCCUGGCAGUAGGAGUGGUGCUCAGUCCACCCCAGCCGCCCUGCCUCCAGCCACAGUUCAGGAGGAGCUGGGCCGAGCAGUAUGGAUGGCAUGGCCUCAGUCUGGGACCUUUGUUUCCAUUUUCUCUAAUCAGUUGGGACACUGGGAUGGCCCACAAAAUCCAGGACUGUCCUGGUCAAACUGGGGUGUAUGGUUACCCUAUUCAUGACUGACCUCUGCUCUGUGUCCAACCUGACUUCUUACCAUGUAAAGCACCUUGAGACACACAAAUGAACUGCAGCAUCCUAACUGUCUGUGGACACCUCCCUUCCCAUUCAUGAUCAACUCAUCCCAAUUCCCAUUCUGUCCAACAUUACAAGGAUCACCUCCUGCCCCAUCUGUUAUGUCCCACCUCAGGUUCCCUCCCAUUCACAUGUAUGUAGAUGCCUGCUUCACCUAGGGCACAAGUAGAUGCCUGCUUCACCUAGGGCAGGGGCAGGCAGUUAUUUUGGGCGGAGGGCCGCUUACUGAGUUUUGGCAAACCAUCGAGGGCCACGUGAUAGGCAGUCAGGGGGGAGAUGAAAAUUAAUUUUCUAAAUUUUUAGGGGCUCCACAGGCCAGAUAGAAUGGCCUGGUGGGCCGUAUCUGGCCCACAGGCUGCAUUUUGCCCACCCCUGACCUAGGGGGUAGGAUUAAAUGAUGGAGGUCCUUUCCAGCCAUACUUCUCUAUAAUUCUAUGAUGCAGCAGCUGCUGUUUGGGAAGGAACUGUCCAAAAAGGACUGAAUCUACCUUUACUUGACUUCAGUGCUGUUCAACACAUAGAGAUGUCAGGGAGGAGCGCCCUAUCUCAUGGACAGCCACUUGUGAUCAUGGAUAAUCAUUUUGAGAACACUUGGCUUAGGGAUUUAAACAUCCAGUCAGAUGUACUUAAUCCCUUCUGGUACAAUCAGUUCACUUCUAGGCUGAGUUGGCUCAGAGCUCUGUGAUCCUGAUAGAUAUAUACAGAGUUUACUGUAUGGAUUUUUCAGACCAUUGUUUAGCCCUUGAACCUCUGUUGUAGUAGAAGUGAGUGCUGUCAUUGCAAGAACGUAUGAUGCAAUCCGUAACAGGCAAGAUUUGCAGCAAAGUUCCCCUUUCACUGGUGCUCUACAGGGUGUGCGCGCUGGGUGAACGCUGCCCCACUCCCUUGAGAGUCACAUAGCUCUCUGGUGCCCUGGGCAUAGAAACAGGAAAUGGCAUUACAAUAGAAAACAGAUUUUUCAUAUCCAUGAUCAUUCACAACCUGCUUAGUUUGCAUCAGGUUACAUAUUUAAGAAUAUACCACUCAGCUGUCUUGUGACAUUUACUUCAGCUGGAGUACACCACUGACUGGAGAAGCAGCAUCCUCUGAAAUAAAAGCCACAGCAAACAUCUGGAGCUCCUCUGCAGUAUUAGGCAGCUGUUUGCUACAAACUAGUAUACCUAUGACUAGUUUGCAAACUCUCUUGGAAGGAGGGUUGGGAAUGUCACCCUGCAGAGUCUGGGUUCUGCUGUACAGUAUACUCAGUCCUAGUCCUAUUUUAGUGGGAUAUCUCCCAGGAGACUGAGACACACAGUGUAAGUAAGAAAAGCUUAAUGGCACUUGUAUACGUGAUGGGGGGGAGGGGAUGGAGGUCCUCUAAAAUCAAAACGGUGGGUUUUCAGUUGUGAUGAUUAAAAACCCACCGUUUCAAUUUAGGGACUUCCAUCGCUGCUACGAAAUUCUUUUUUUUUUUUUUUUUUUUUCAUGGAGCCUGCCUGCAUCUCCUGUGGCUGGGAGCAACCUGCUGGGGGGGCAAGUGGCCCUUGAGCUGCAAGGGGCCACAGUCCUUCCCUCUGCAGCAGAAGCACACCCUGGGGCUGGCCAGGCGGGGUGCUGGCAGGUGGGUGCUGCCCCUGGUUGGGCUUGGGGAAGAGUUGGAUCCAGUGAGGUGCUGCCUCUGAGUUAGGGCAGGCCAGGGCCCACUAGCAUCGUGCCUGGGUGGCCCUGGUACAUGCCACUGCCAUGGAGGGAAGCACCAAGACCUGCCCCAGCUCAGGCCAUUCAGCCUACCAGCAGCUCACAGGCAGCCUUCGCUGGAAAAAAAAAAGCAGCGAGGGGUCCGAUCCUUUUUUUUUUUCAUGGAGCUUCCCUGCCUCUCUCACAGCUUGGGGGUGUGCUGCCAGUGGGUCCUGAGCUGCAGGGGGCCCCAUUCCUUCCCUCCACAGCAGUGGCGUCCCCCAGGGGCUGCCAGGGUGGGUGGCUAGUGGGCAGGUGCUGCUCCAGCUCAGAGGCAGCACCCAGCCCAAUCCAACUGUUCCCUGAGCUGGAGCAGCAGCCUCCAACUAGCCACCUGCCUGGGUGGCCCCAGGGGGCCCUGCCACCAUGGGGGGAAGGACCAGGGCUCCCUGCAGCUCAGGGGCUUCUUGGCCUGCCAGCAGCUUGCCCCCUGGCCAUGGGAGAUGUGAGCAGGCUUCGCAAACAAAAACAAAAAAAAAGGGGGGGAUUAGGCCCCUUGCCACUUCUGCCUUUAACCCACCUCUCCUGCGGCGGGGCUGGGAAGGUGGUGAGCUGUCAAAAGGCUUCAACAUUACAAAUAGCUAUGUUGCAAACUAAACUACAUGCAGAUAUGGUUUAAUUUGCAAUGUAACAAACUCAUUUAAAUCGCAGAAAACCCUGUACAUGUACAGCGUGAUGCAAUUAAACUGCAAAAAUAGGCAAUUUUUGUCAUGUGUACAAGUGCCCUAACUGAGAAAGAUGUGUAAUAGAUUAAAUAGAACCUAAGUAGACUUUGCCACCUCACUGCAAACCUAUUUCACCUUGCUCAAGUUCCUGAAAAAAGAUUACCUUGUUUAAUCUUUGUGAUGUACCAUCAUCUUAGCCUGAAGUCAUAUUUUGCACAAAUGCACCCAGGAACCCUCCUUUUAUGCUAAAAAUGUUGCAGAGGCUCAAGCCGUGUAAAGAGGAUCUUAUUUAGGUGGCUAAGUCUGCUUAAAUGCCUACUAGGUGGAGUAGGAUUUGGCUGUAUGAAGUUAUAUCCAGUGACUGUAUAGUAUAGUAUAGCCAUGAUCAGCCUGUGUCAGUCUGAAACCUGGUCUCUUAAUAUUACCAGAAAGAGAUUUAAGAGCGUAUGUUUUCUGGGAAUCUGAAGGCAUGCAUUAGAGCAGGGAUGGACAAUUAGUUUGGCUAGAGGGCCACUUAAUGUGUCUGGGUGAGCUGUUGAGGGCCACAAGGGUAGCCCAUGCAUUUGACAGGCACCACGCCCCCUGGUUGCCAUCUAGGAACUGAGAGUCCCACCCUUAACCCCUGACCUGUUGAUAUUGGAAAUCCCUGCCUUGGCCCUCCCAGCAAGUACUUCUUUUGAGAGGGGGGGUUUGCCAUCUUCGAAUCAGAAAAAAACCCAAAUCAUAUCCUAAAACUCAAACAUCUACUAUAUAACAUAUUUUAGUUUUUUUCAAAAAAUAUUUUUGUCCUGAUACAAUAUUUUGUCCAAUACAAAUUUAUUGUAUUUUUGUAUGCAAUAUGUUUGCAAAGUGUAUAUAGAGGUGAUUGCACAAUAGCUCAAAAUAAAGUCUUCCGCUUGUA